Molecule: messenger RNA, 1047 nt
Organism: Oikopleura dioica
Lineage: Eukaryota; Metazoa; Chordata; Appendicularia; Copelata; Oikopleuridae
Source: the annotation of a GenBank genome assembly
AUGAUAAGAAAACGACUAAUUGUUUUGCUCCCUUUUCUCGCAGCUCUUCCCGAUAGAAACUGUACUGAUUGCAUCACCUUCCUUGACGAAAAUGAUAUAAAACCAACACAAGCAAGCACGACAAUGACAGUUGAUGAAAACGAGCAAAACGAUUUCAAUAUUCUUGUCCUAAUGAACAACUUAACAAAUUCAUACAUUAUCUCUGGUGACGGCUCAACAAUCACUUCGCCAACAAUAAAAGGACUUCUUGAGUAUCCUACAACAUCUUAUGACUACGUUGCUAAUUCUCCAUAUGCGUUAUUAAAGGAUCAGUUAUAUAUUUUUGGUGGAAGCAGAUAUGGAGAUCAGCGAAAAAUAGCAAAAUUAUUCGGUUGUCGAUUUAGUCAAUUGGGAACUCGAUUGAAUUAUCCAUAUGAUGGAAGAGCUGCCGCUCUAGCGAUUGAAAAUAACACUCAAGCGCUUAUUUGUUUUGACAGUUACAAAUGGAAUUUAAGAUAGAGUGUGAAGAAGAUUCUUAUUGCGAAUGGUGUCACAACUGAAGAUGAAUGGAACGAAAAUGUUUCUCUUUACAAGCAAGGAUACAAACAAAGAUGGCGAGAUUAUAUCAAAUGCUCAUCCUACUAUCGAUCGAAAGGGAGUUCGAAGAUCAACAAUUACCUUCAUAAUGGAAUUUUCGAUCCGUCUAAACGACACCUCUUGUUUCCACCUGAAGUUCUUGAUAUCGCUGAUUUUCCAAAACGUUCUUCGCAGCCAUGGUCCGGCUCGAUGAAGAUGGUGCUUUUCGCUCCCAUGAUGAUUUUUGACAGUGACAACAAUGAGUUUAUUUCCUGGAACGAAUUGGAUAUGGCUUUGCAAGAAGUGAAAAGACGGCGAGAAAAAUUCGGUGCUGCACUGGAGAGUAAAGAAGUUCAGUAUUUCUUCUCAAAAUGGAAACCAUCGACAAUUCAUGGUCUCGACAUUGACGACCUGGUUGUAUUUACUUCAGAAGCCUGGAAUUAUUACAUUGAGAAUCUUCGCCCGCCGACAAACCAACGAAAUUUUGCGUGA